AUGACCGCGGAGCUACUAGCUCGUGGUCCUAGCGCAGAUGGUAACCCGUUUAUCAACUAUGUGUUGCCUCUAGCAGCUUCCGAUAGUCUUGUGAUGGACUGCGUUCUCGCUAUCGGAGGAGCACAUAUGGCCGUUCUAGAGCCUGACCGCCCGCAGUUGGAAGUCAUGACUCGAAGGCAUUAUGCCCGGCUGCUUGAAGGACUACGAAAAGCGCUUUGUGACGAUGCGGCGUGUCCAUUUGGCGAACGCGAUGAGGACAAGAAGCUCUACACGCUUCUGAUUCUCAUCAUGCUAUGCAUUUUCGAAGGGGUUCAAGGCGAUAACUCGGGGGCCGUCUAUCAUCAUAUUCGAGCUAGCCGUCAUUACGUGAUGGAAUUGGCAGCUGACACCUACAAGCCAUCAGCUUCAAAGAAGACUGAGCAUAUCCGUGGCUUUCUCCUGGAGAUAUAUGCCAUGUUCGCUCUAAAGUUAGCAGUCACGCCACGAGGCUUGCAGGAGGAGAACCCCGUGACAGUGGAUCCUUUUCUCGGCUCUCUAGAAUUUCUGGGCCAAUUCAAGUCGCGAGGAUUCAUGCUAGGUUUUGGCCAUGGGCUCUUUGCCAUGAUACCAGAUAUCUCAAAUCUUCUUGAGAAGCGUAGGAGAGAGGAACUGAGUGGGUCCACAUCCGAUGGUCUGUUCGAAUCUUACAAGUCACUUCUGAAGAAGCUAGACUCAUUGGAUCCCUCAUCCGACGUUCUUGAAGACGAAGGCGCAUGCCCUCGCUACCAACAAUCAACAGCCGUCGCCAUCUACCGCACCGCUCUAAUUCUCAUCGUUCAUUCUGCCUUCCACCAAGAUACACAUCAGAACGCGGAACUCCUUGCUGAGAUCGAAUCUCGGAUAGACAAGAUAUUGCCUCUCUGUUGGGCCGUUUAUACCAGCAAGUCACCGCUGCGGAGGAUGAUGCUGUGGCCGGGGUCGAUUUUGGCAUCCUGUUGUAAGAAGCCAGAGCACGUCCACGCUUUUCGAUUGGGACUAAACUCGAAUCCGCGAUCGCCAGGUGGUGUCCGAGAAGCGGCUAAAGCGGUUGAACUGUUGUGGCAAGAUGAUGAUCCGAGAGCUUAUGGACCUCGAGGGUUGAACAUGGUGAUGAAGAAACACGGUCUUAGCUUUAGCAUGUGCUGA
Molecule: messenger RNA, 1164 nt
Organism: Colletotrichum paranaense
Lineage: Eukaryota; Fungi; Ascomycota; Sordariomycetes; Glomerellales; Glomerellaceae
Product: C6 zinc finger domain-containing protein
Exons: 2
Coding region: 1-1164 (387 amino acids)
Biological process (GO): positive regulation of transcription by RNA polymerase II
Cellular component (GO): nucleus
Molecular function (GO): transcription cis-regulatory region binding; DNA-binding transcription factor activity
Source: RefSeq, a predicted model, not a curated record